Molecule: messenger RNA, 1161 nt
Organism: Emiliania huxleyi CCMP1516
Lineage: Eukaryota; Haptophyta; Isochrysidales; Noelaerhabdaceae
Exons: 2
Coding region: 1-1059 (352 amino acids)
Biological process (GO): beta-D-galactose catabolic process via UDP-galactose, Leloir pathway
Cellular component (GO): cytosol
Molecular function (GO): UDP-glucose 4-epimerase activity
Source: RefSeq, a predicted model, not a curated record
AUGCUCGCGACCAUCGCGGCCGCUACCUCUGACGUCCUCGUCAUCGGUGGCACUGGUCUCAUGGGCGCGCCGACGGCUGCACGGCUACUCGAGGCUGGCCGGCGCGUCGUCAUCAUGAGCCGAGGCAAGACGCAGGGCCAAGGCACCAACGGCCGCCGGCCCACAACGCCAGCUGGCGCCGAAAUGCUGCUGUGCGACCGCGACGACGAAGAUGCCUUUGUCGCUGCGCUGUGCUCGCCCGACUGCCCUCGCGUCAUCGUUGACUUUACAGCGAUGAAGCCAUCGCAAGUUCAGAGCGUCCGGCGCGCGCAUGAGAAGCUGCCGCUGGCGCACUACAUCUUCGUCUCGACCAACAUGGCUUAUCCGGGCGGCGUGGAGCGCAUGGAUGUCUCCGCGACGGACGGACGCAUCGCGGAGAAGUCGGCGCGGCUCGGCUCAGCGAGCGAGGCGCCGUGCAACUACGGCGGCAACAAGCUCAAGUGCGAGGCGCUGCUUCACCGUUACGCCGCCGCGGCGCCGCCGCUGCGCUCCACCGUCGUGCGCCCGCCUGCCGUCGUCGGAGCCGGCUGCGACCCGCGGCACAAGAAGCUGCAGCGGCUCUGGCACGAGAAGCUGCAGCGGCUGGUGCUCGGCCUGCCGCCGCUGCCAGAAACCAAGGCGUGCCCGCCCGCCGAGCGGCCCGGCCGCCGCUUCCGCGUCGCGUGCGCAGACGACGUGGCGCAGGUCAUCGCGCGGGUCGUCGACCGCCCGCCGCCGCCGACACAUGCGUCCGCGCAGCGGCAGGACGGCGGUGCUUCCGAGGCGUACGAGGCCUUCAACGUUGCCUCGGGCGGGCCGCAAGGGUACGACCUCGACGAUUAUGUCGCCGCGCUGGCGGCGGCGCUCGGCCGACCGGUCCCCGAGGUUCCCGAGGCGCCCGAGAUGCGCAACUAUGAGAAGCAAGGCGUGCUCGACACGACGAGGGCCGAGGAGGAGCUCGGCUUCGUGCCGACGCAAAUGAGCGAGUGGAUGGCGGCGACGGUGGCGUGGCACGCGCCGCUGCUCGACGGCUGUAGCUAGCACCGCCACCGGAACAGAUGCUCUUUAGCCGUCGCCGCACACAACCCGAACAAACAACACAUGUACGUCACAUUUAUUUCUAAACUUUCGCUGGCUCGCGGC